UUUGUUUUUUUCCACCAGUUGAUCCUUGACUCCUAUAUUUAGCUAGUCCCAGGGUACUAUUUCGACUGCAUGGCCGUCGUUUAUAAGUCCUUGGGUCGCCACUCCCCCCUUUCUCCUGCUUUCUCUUCCCUUGGUCCAACUUGUAGUUAGUUAGCGCAAAAACUUUUUUCUUCCCCCCCACCCUCUUUUUAAUGCCACAAGCACUUUCCUGGUUCUUCCCUAAAUAAACAAAUCGAACCCCUGAAACCUUAGACGUGUUAUGAAAACAGACCCGACGGCGGGUCGUCCCCCGAGCUGUGUUUUGAUCCAUACGUACAUAAACAAACACGUAUCUCUGGAUCUGGGCGGAGGGGGACAGCGUGUGGACGCCCGUUUAGACGGCCGAAGCCAUGGGGCAAGCGGAGGAGCUAAUCCGGAUGGCCAAAAAGUUGGAGAAGAUGGUGUCUAGGAAGAACACGGAAGGAGCUCUGGACUUAUUGAAGAAAUUGAAUAGCUGCACCAUGACCGUUUUGCUGCUGCAGACCACCAAAAUUGGUGUGGCUGUCAACACAGUGCGUAAACAUUGCUCAGAAAAGGAAGUGGUGGCUCUGGCUAAACUCCUUAUCAAAAACUGGAAGAGGCUAUUAGAGUCAUCCGGGACACAAAAAGGGAAAAAAGAGAAAGACAUAGCUCUCUCUGGCUGGAAAGCUGAAGGGGCACUUUCCAACUCUGUGGAUGUCUGCAAAAAUCCUGAUGGAAAGCAGAAAGAUAGGAAACUGAAUAAAUCCACCUCACAUGAAGUCAUGCUAAAGAGUAGUUCUUCCUUGGUCUCCAAACCAGACAGAGAUCCCAAAGACGCUUCUACUUCCCAAAAGUCACACAUGGAGCUCAAAAAAGAGAGGAGGGAUUCCAAAGAUUCAAGAUCUUCCAGCUCUACUGCUGCUUCCUCUACUUCCUCUCCCAAGAGACUGUCAAUUGACAGGAGAACCUCUACCAGCUCCAACCCAGCAGCCUCACCUCCUGGAUCUCAUAAAAGCAAAGAGGAUAGCAAAGAUGAAAGAUUAAAUGACAGAUCUCGAAGUGAGGUGCCCAGGAUGCCUGCCAGCCCUGUCACACCAACAUUUGGGACUUCUGUCUGCUUCUUGCCUUCCUGCUACUUGACUGGAGACUCCAUUAGGGACAAGUGUAUUGAGAUGGUCUCUGCAGCCCUGAAAAUGGAUGAUGAUUACAAAGAAUUUGGGGUCAACUGUGAUAAGAUGGCAGCCGAGAUUGAAGAUCAUAUCUACCAAGAACUGAAGAGCACAGAUAUGAAAUACCGAAACCGAGUGAGGAGCAGAAUUAGCAACCUGAAGGACCCCAAGAAUCCUGGCUUGCGCCGCAAUGUGCUGUGUGGAACCAUCCUGCCAGCCCUAAUUGCAAAGAUGACGGCAGAGGAAAUGGCUAGUGAUGAACUGAAGGAACUAAGAAAUGCCAUGACCCAAGAAGCUAUUCGAGAGCAUCAGAUGGCAAAGACAGGAGGUACUGCAACCGACCUCUUCCAGUGCGGAAAGUGCAAGAAAAAGAACUGCACCUACAAUCAGGUGCAAACCCGGAGUGCUGAUGAGCCCAUGACGACUUUCGUGCUAUGUAAUGAGUGCGGCAAUCGCUGGAAGUUCUGCUGAUGCUCUUUGCACCUAUAUGCCAGUGACACGAAGAUGUUGUACCUGUUGCAGCCAAAAAUAAGAGAACCUUUGAACUGUUCACUGAUGAAAUAAAGCAGGGAAAGAAAAACAGCCUGCAAGGUUGAAAUGCUGACAUUUCAACCCCCUCUCAUCAGAUGUCUCUUUAAAAAAACGCAGUAGGUUUGAAUGAACUACUUAAAUGGAAUUCUGUCUUUGUACUAUAUUUGGUGCCCUCACUGGGAGGGCUGUGUGUGUUCUGCAGUUACAUUAUACAAAGGCAGACAUUAAUACUGAGCAUAGAAGGCCACAGAUUGUGGGUUGCUCCCUGCUUUCGUUUGAGGAAAUGUAAAUUUUCCAUUCUUAAGGCUGCAAAGAUUGGUUUGGCAGUGCCUGCGCAGGCAAUGUCUAGUGAAGUCUCCAAAGCAGAGGAAGAUUCUGAUGUCAUGAGAACAUGGAUUUGGAAGGCCUCACUUCGUGAUCAACAGUUUAUUUAAAUCACAAAGUAUAGUUUGUUGAGGCAGAUUGAAAGUAACAUUUAAAAUCGGCAUCUGUAACAGCAAGGGAGGAAGGAAGGAUGGGCUAUACGCAGUUCUGACUCUGUAAUUUGGAGUCAAAUACCCUAGACCAGGGGUCCUCAACCUUGGCCACUUUAAGACUCCCAGAAUUCUGGGAGUUGAAGUCCACAAGUCUUAAAGUGGCCAAGGUUGAGGACCCCUGCCCUAGACUUCUCCUAUGUUACCAGAGAUGGCCUCUCUUAGAAAGUUCAUAGAGGUGUGACCUUUAAUUGGCUGGAUUGGUUGAUCCCCUUGGCAUUUCCAUCCACUGUUUAGCCCAACAGUGACCCCGAAACCCCUGUUUUAUUUAUUUUGCUAGGUUUGGGGUGCAUAUUUUGGGCAAGAGAGGUCACCAGAUGUCAAGGAAGAGACCUUUAAAGGAAAGACUAUCAGCCCAGGGACUUUCUCUUCCCAUUUUCUGACUAUGCUCUCAGCUACCAAAAUGUUUUGUUUCCUAUCCUGUGGACUUUCACCGAGACAAAAUCAAAGCAUUGACCUUUUUCUUUUGGCACUGUCGCUCCAAAUUCUCCCAAAGCUGCCUUCCUGGAAUCCUUUAUAUGAGACAAUAGGCACUUCCUAACCCCAAGCUGGUCCCCUUCCUGCUCCUCAUCACUAUAAAGACAAAAGUAAAUAAUAACAAAUUAACCAUGAUAGAUUCAGGGUCAUCCAAGUACGCUGAGAAUCUGCUUUUGAAUAGGCAACUGUUCUUGCGAUAACCAAUUUUAGAAAAGGAUGUCAGUCACUGGAUAUAAGGCAGUUACGAAUCCUCCAUCGAUGGAUCUGUGGCUAGUUUCAUCUACUUAUCAGCCUUCUCCAUCUUGGGCAUUCAGUUGCUAUGUGGGCUUGCAGAAUCCCCUAGUUAGCAUGGGUAUUUUGGAUUCCUGUUUCUGGAAGUCAGUUAAAUUGGGGUAAGAUGGACAUUUUUUUUUUGUAGGGAGGGAGCUAGGUCUGAGAAGCAGCCCUAGUAGAUGUAAUGAGGAUGUAAAAUCAUUCAAAAUGGCAGAUACUUUCCCUGUUAUAAUUUUGCUAUUAAAUUAUCAAGGAUUUUCAGCAAACAAGUGAAUCCUGCUAGAGUGAUUUGGGAUGUCAGGGUUUGCUCAAGUUCUGCCUCUACCUAGGAGGAACAGAACUAGUAACGAAAUGUGUACAGCUAUUGCAUGAUGAGGAAUUUCCUCUUUUGUUACUUUAAUGUUUAUUUUUCUCUUAUUUUCAAAUGACUUUGUGCCAUGUAGAGCAAGUACUAGAAUUGUCUAAACCAAACACUCAAUGGAAAAAAGUAAACUGAUGCUCACCUGUCA
Messenger RNA from Crotalus tigris (Tiger rattlesnake), 3492 nucleotides. It is a transcript of the gene TCEA3, whose product is annotated as transcription elongation factor A3. Lineage: Eukaryota; Metazoa; Chordata; Lepidosauria; Squamata; Viperidae. Gene Ontology annotation, molecular function: nucleic acid binding; zinc ion binding. Gene Ontology annotation, cellular component: nucleus. Gene Ontology annotation, biological process: transcription elongation by RNA polymerase II; DNA-templated transcription. The transcript is spliced from 13 exons. Bases 390 to 1640 code for a protein of 416 amino acids. The record is from RefSeq and is a predicted model, not a curated record.